Molecule: messenger RNA, 1104 nt
Organism: Paraphaeosphaeria sporulosa
Lineage: Eukaryota; Fungi; Ascomycota; Dothideomycetes; Pleosporales; Didymosphaeriaceae
Exons: 2
Coding region: 1-1104 (367 amino acids)
Source: RefSeq, a predicted model, not a curated record
AUGGCUGCUGGCCCAUACUUCCCAUCGAUCGACCAGUUCCCGCCCGGCUACGCAGAGGAGAACAACUCUCGGCCUCUCCUAGAAACAUGCAUCGCCUUCCUCGUCCUCGACACAACCUUCAUGAUACUUCUCUAUACAUCGCGAUUCCUGUGUAACGACAAGAAGCAUUCUAGCGAGCAAAGAGCAAAUUGGAGCAUGAUCAGCUUGAUGACAGGCACAUACAUCGUCUGCAUCAGCAAGAUUACACUCGGUUUCUUGGCCAUCCACGUCGGCGGCGCAGGCAGACACACCGCAACGCUCGACUACGCGACUAUUACGACCGCCCUGCAGAUCAACACCGCCCUUCAACUCAUCUGCCCCCUCACCACCUCCCUCUCCAAGAUGUCCAUACUCUGCCUCCUCCACACCAUCUUCGGCCGCACCUCCGAGCGCACCCGCCUCGUCAUCCGCAUCACCUUCGUCCUCUGCCUCAUCACCCUCCUAGUACAAGUCAUCAUUCCCUUCGCAAAUUGCCGCCCUUUCAGCGCAUCAUGGACGCUCGGCCAGCAGUCGCAAUGCGCCAUCUCCGGUCUUGCUCUUUGGAAGUACCUCAGCAUUCCGAACGUCAUCGGCACGUUGGUCGUCGUCGCGAUUCCGCUCCCCGCGCUGUACAAGCUGCGCGUCUCCGCCGCGACGAAGCUGGGUCUGGCGGUCGUGCUGUCCGUGUGUGUGUGCGGCGUGGUCGCGGCCAUCAUGCGGUUCGUGUCAUUUGUGAGGGUCAUGUCGUUUGAUGAUUUCAGCUACGAGCAGAUCGACCCUUUGCGGUGGACGAUUGCCGAGUCGGGCAUUUACAUGGUUGCGGGCGUGUUACCGACGUUGAGGCCGCUGAUGAAGAAGCUGUUCGGCAACACGACGUUUGAGAGGAUAUUGACGGGGAGGUUCAGGUCGAGUGGGAGUGGGAAGAGCGGAGUGAGUGAUGUUAGUUGGGGACACAAGAGGGGGAGUGUGAUGGGAAGGGGCGAUGUAGACGAGGUUGCACUUGUGAAGAAGGAGAAGAAGUUGUCGGCAUUGAGCACAGAAGAGACUGUUGUUGGGUUUGAGGAUGAGGAGAAAAUAAAACUGUAG